ACCCCCACGACGUGGAAAAGGGUACCACCUGAAAAACAACACGUGCAAGAGCAUCGAUGAAAUUAAAGAUGGGAGAAUAAUGUUUGUCCACUUGGGAAAUGGCUUUUCAGUUUAAUUUUGAUAUAGGCCUACAAGAGCAAGAUAAUUGUGAUGAUGAUCACGUUGUAGGUUCAAGUUCAGGUCCCAGCAAAGAUGAUUCAAGCAAGACCAAGGACAUUUUAAGACCCGCCAAGGAAUUGUACGCCCCUCCCACUCUGACAACAACUGAGUCUUGUGCAGUGGAAACCUUGAAAAUUGGCAACUUGGAGUUGCACUUCCUGAACCCUGAGGCCGUGGAAUUUGACAGACUGCUUGGCAGCAUCGAAUAUGGCAGUGACAUUUCCAAGGCGGCAGAAAGUCACUCCGACCUCAUACCCAAUGUUUAUGAGGGUGGUCUGAAGGUUUGGGAGUGUUCCAUAGAUCUGGUACACUACCUACACGAGGCAGAGUUACCACUUGAGAACAAGGACAUCUUGGAGCUGGGCUGUGGGGCCGGACUGCCAGGCAUCUAUGCCCUCAAGAGAGCAGCAGCUGCUGUCCAUUUCCAAGAUUACAAUGAGGAGGUGAUUGAGCACAUGACAAUCCCCAAUGUCGCAUUGAACCAAUCUGACAAAGCACCAACCAGUCAAGACCUUCGAUUCUUUUCUGGAGACUGGAGCUUGGUACAGGAGAAGAUAGUCUCUGCACAUCCAGAUGCAAAGUAUGAUGUCAUUCUGACUUCGGAAACAAUUUACAGCCUGGAGUCACAUGACAAGUUGUAUAAGAUUCUGCGAGCUCUGCUGAGACGAGAUGGUGUGGUACGGCUAUCCAGAUAUAUUGCUGCCAAGACGCACUACUUCGGCGUUGGAGGAGGGACUAGGAGUUUCCAAGAUGUGGUGAGGCAGCGCGAAGAAUUCAGCAUCCAGGUCUGCAAGACGUUCACCGAUGGAGUGAAGCGGGAGAUUUUGAAGAUGGCAUUCUUGGAGACAUCUUGAAAAUUGCAGCAGGAUGUUGCCAUAGGCUCUGCGGGAUGCCGAGCAUGAGAAAGUGUUACCGCUGAAAGAGGAUGCAUCCUUGAAGACUUGACGAGAUUUUCUUCCUCCAAGGGGCAGGAGUCCUGGUACAUCAUUGGCUUGUCACUUCGAGAGCAGUUUUGUAGCCUAGGCCAACAAAUCCUAGUCCGAAUUUGGCCAGUUUGAGUCCAAGUCCCUCAAAAAUCGACUGAAGUUUUAACAUUAUGAGUCCUGUGAUACCGAGCUGUUUGAAAAGUCUAUUGAUGUAAUUUACUGCCCCUCCAAACAUCAAAGAUAAAGAUUGGAUCUCUGAACUGGAAGCAAAAUGCUGGUUUUGUGACAGGCUACAUGGAGGCAACGAGUCCGGCCCAAACCCUUACAUUAAAAAUGAGCUCCCCACUUGAAGACACUACCGUCACGAACAACAAGAAAUUCCUUCCAAAGAGCUCAGUUGCAGACACAGAAUUGUUUUAUUGUUAGCAUCAUGAUUAUUUUAGAUAAACCAAGACAAAGACAUCAACAAAAAGCAUUAUGUGAUAUUAUAGACAACUGUAAUAUUGUCUUUUAAGAUUAUCAGAUCCCCACUAAUUACAACAGAUGAAUAUAUUCAAUGUAUGUGCUGUGCACUUUCAAAUGA
Acanthaster planci (crown-of-thorns starfish) is the source of this 1668-nucleotide messenger RNA. Its product is annotated as histidine protein methyltransferase 1 homolog. Gene Ontology annotation, cellular component: nucleus. The record is from RefSeq and is a predicted model, not a curated record. Lineage: Eukaryota; Metazoa; Echinodermata; Asteroidea; Valvatida; Acanthasteridae. Gene Ontology annotation, molecular function: protein-L-histidine N-tele-methyltransferase activity. Gene Ontology annotation, biological process: peptidyl-histidine methylation, to form tele-methylhistidine.